This is a messenger RNA of Amaranthus tricolor (Joseph's coat), 783 nucleotides long. RefSeq names its product basic blue protein-like. The record is from RefSeq and is a predicted model, not a curated record. The transcript has 2 exons. Gene Ontology annotation, cellular component: plasma membrane. NCBI's taxonomy places the organism in Eukaryota, Viridiplantae, Streptophyta, Magnoliopsida, Caryophyllales, Amaranthaceae. Bases 138 to 524 code for a protein of 128 amino acids. Gene Ontology annotation, molecular function: electron transfer activity.
GAGUAUACCCCCUACCAUUCCCAUCAACUUAAGUUGUAUAAAUAAGGUGUUUCUUUACUCUAAGCUCCUCACAAGCUCCAACAAGCUCUAAUCUUGAUCAAUAUUUGUUUUGUUUAGUGGUUUUAAUUAAGCUAAAAAUGGGUCAGGGAAGAGGCAGUGCAAGAGUAAGCUUAGGUUUGGUUGUCGGAGUAGCAAUGCUCUGCUUGUUGGCUCAAAUGCAGCCUACUCUUGCUGCUUUGUACACUGUUGGAGGUCCUUCUGGCUGGACUUUUAAUGUCCAAAAUUGGCCUAGAGGCAAGCCCUUUAAGGCUGGUGAUAUUCUUGCAUUCAACUAUGCAAGAAAUGCACACAAUGUUGUGGCAGUAACCAGUAGGGGGUUCAACAGCUGCACAGCACCAAAAGGGUCUAAAGUGUACCAAACAGGAAGGGACAGGAUCAGAUUGAGCAGGGGUGUUAACUAUUUCAUCUGCACUUUUCCUGGACAUUGUAAGGGUGGUAUGAAGAUUGCUGUUAAUGCUGCUUAAACUCUCAACUACUUCUCAUAUUAAUUGCUUGUCAGCUGCUACUUAUUGUAUGUUUGUGGGAGUCUAUUGGGCUUAUAAUUUAGUUAUUAGGGUGUGUCUGUGUGUCCUUUAUGUGUGUUUACUUAAUCCAACACAUAAAGGAAACUAAUAAGAGAUUGAAUGAUGUAAAAGGAUGACAAUUUCCAUUUUUCCUAGGAAUUUUGUUGGCUAUGUUAAGGAUUAAGUUUGUGAUAUUAUGUUAUGUGUGCUAUUUGAAAGA